Molecule: messenger RNA, 951 nt
Organism: Trypanosoma grayi
Lineage: Eukaryota; Euglenozoa; Kinetoplastea; Trypanosomatida; Trypanosomatidae
Product: amino acid permease
Exons: 1
Coding region: 1-951 (316 amino acids)
Biological process (GO): amino acid transmembrane transport
Molecular function (GO): amino acid transmembrane transporter activity
Source: RefSeq, a predicted model, not a curated record
AUGUUUGUGAAGUGCUUCGGUGCCUGCAUUGCAUACGUGAUAUCAGCUAGUGACCUUGUGUCCGCUUUUCUGAAAGAUGACUCCGUGACUGGAUAUUGGGCCACAUUGAGCUGGAACCGUGUUGUCACAUGCAUCAUUUUCUUCCUAUUCAUGCUGCCACUGUCCCUUCCGAAGCGCAUCAAUUCGCUGCGAUACGUUUCACUAUGUGGUGUCACCUUUAUUGUGUACUUCGUCAUAACCAUCGUCAUUCACUGUGCCCUGCACGGCCUCGAGGAUGGGGUGCGGGAUGAUCUUGUUCUGGCCCGGAAAGGGAAUGAAGGUAUUCGGGGCCUUGGCAUGUUUAUGUUUGCAUACCUUUGCCAAAGCAACAUGUUUGAAGUAUGGAAUGAGAUGAAGCCCCGGCAAUCUGUGGGCCGCAUGACGCGUCAAGCAGCAGUCAGCAUGCUUCUUUCUACCAUUCUGUACUGGCUUGCCGGGUUCUUUGCUUACCUCGAGUUUGGUCCGGAGGUGGAGUCCUCGGUGCUGAAGAUGUACCGCCCACUGCACGAUGUCAUGAUGGCCAUUGCGUACUGUGGCAUCGUUGUAAAACUGUGUGUGGCAUUUGCACUGCACAUUCUCCCUUGUCGUGAUUCGCUGCAUCACCUCCUGCACUGGUCGUUGGAUACCGUUGCUUGGUGGAAGAACGCGGUUCUGUGUACAUUCGUGAGCUGUAUUGCGCUUAUCGCGGGCCUUUUCAUCCCCAACGUGAGCGUUGUGUUUGGGCUGCUUGGCUCGCUCACCGGCGGAUUCAUCGCGUUUGUCUUCCCAGCGCUCUUCUACAUGUAUGCUGGUGACUUCACACGGCAGAAGGUUGGAUUCUGGAUGUACGCAGGCACGUACUUCCUCCUCAUAUGCGGUGUUAUUGUCAUAUGCUUCGGAACGAUUUCCACAAUAUAUGGUGUAGCGACAUGA